Molecule: messenger RNA, 444 nt
Organism: Knipowitschia caucasica
Lineage: Eukaryota; Metazoa; Chordata; Actinopteri; Gobiiformes; Gobiidae
Source: the annotation of a GenBank genome assembly
AUGGCCAUGGAGCAGGGAAGAGUGACGGAAUUCGAAGGAAAGAGCCUCGACCAGAUACAAAUUGAGCCUGAAGGGAGAGCAGUAGAGAUCCUCUCACAAACGGACGGGCUAAAAGAAACUUCAAGCGGAGAACCUUCAACCAUUCAUCCAGAUGCACCCCAUGUGGGCCGUCUGUUGAUCGAGUUCAGCUCCCAGAUGAGCAUGGAGCGAGUGCAGAAGGAAAACCCAAAUGUCACCGACGGAGGCCGCUACACUCCACCCGACUGCAGGCCCAGAUGGAAGGUGGCCAUCAUCAUUCCGUUUCGGCACAGAGAAAAUCAUCUUAAAUACUGGCUGCACUACCUCCACCCGAUACUCCGGCGGCAAAGGAUCGACUACGGCAUUUAUAUCAUCAACCAGGUACAUGGGCCACACGUGUCCGUCAAACAGGCCCGGUGGGUCUGA